AUGGACGUCUCACAGGCCGUAUCUGGCUAUAUCUCGAAGAUUGUUGCGCCUUCUGCUGAUGCCUCUUCGACCAAAAUGAAAAUAUUACUUUUGGACAGAGAGACCGUGUCCAUUAUCUCAACAGCCGUCACUCAGUCAUCACUGCUCAACCACGAAGUAUAUCUCAUUGAUCGCUUGGAUAAUGCCAACCGGGAGAAAAUGCGCCACCUACGGUGCCUGUGCAUGAUUCGUCCGUCAGCUGAGAGCAUCCAGCUCCUAAUAGAUGAGCUACGCGACCCAAAAUAUGGCGAAUACUACCUGUACUUCACCAAUGUCGCGAAGAAGUCGUCCCUGGAGCGACUCGCCGAAGCAGAUGACCACGAGGUUGUAAAGCUAGUGCAAGAGCAUUUUGCGGACUAUACUGUUAUCAACUCCGAUUUGUUCUCACUCUCAAUUUCGCUUCCAGACAGGCGCGUUUGGGGCCCCAACCCAGACACUUGGAAUUCUGAGUCUCUCCAGCGAAGCUCUGAAGGUCUGCUAGCGGUUUUGUUAUCCCUGAAGAAAAAACCCCUCAUACGAUACCAGAAAAGCAGUCCGCUGGCUAAGAAGCUGGCAUCCGAAGUGCGCUAUCUCAUUUCUCAGGAGGAGCAGCUGUUCGACUUUCGAAAAGUUGACACACCUCCGAUACUUCUUGUUCUCGACAGGCGGGAAGACCCGGUAACGCCUUUGCUCACGCAAUGGACCUAUCAAGCUAUGGUUCAUCACCUUCUGGGCAUCCAGAACGGUCGAGUUGACCUCAGCAAAGUUCCAGACAUAAGACCGGAGCUAAAGGAAAUUGUCCUAUCCCAAGACCAGGAUCCUUUUUUCAAGAAGAAUAUGUUUCUGAACUUUGGUGAUCUAGGCUCUACAAUAAAAGACUAUGUGGAGCAAUAUCAGUCUAAGACCAAAAACAAUGACAAUAUUGAGUCAAUAUCCGACAUGAAACGGUUCAUAGAAGAGUAUCCCGCGUUCCGUAAACUCUCGGGUAACGUCAGCAAGCAUGUUACCCUGGUGUCUGAGCUGAGCCGAAAAGUAACAUCGGGAAAGCUGUUGGAAGUGAGCGAGCUUGAGCAAAGCCUUGCUUGCAAUGAGAACCAUAAUGCCGACCUUAAGAAUAUUCAAACCUUAAUACAAACACCCAACAUCACAGCCCAUGCAAAGGUUGGCUUGGUAACGCUUUAUGCCUUGCGGUAUCACAAGCAACCUUCGAAUGCGAUAUCAAUGCUAGUAGACCUUCUAGUUGCAGCCGGUGGCGUGUCAGAGUCGCAGGCUAGUCUGGUUAACAAGACAUUGACCUACCAUCUAUCUCUUCACACUUCCCCAUCUCAGGGUGGAAUUGCCGACAUAUUCGACUCGGCUGGCAUCUUUUCUGGUGCUUCAAGCAGAUUUAAAGGCCUGAAGGGAGUAGAAAACGUGUAUACCCAGCACACAUCCCUGCUGGAAAGCACACUCCAAAGCCUAAUCAAAGGCCGCCUGAAGGAGCAACAGUAUCCAUUUGUGGAAGGCGGAGGAACAACGCGAGAUAAGCCACAGGAUGUUAUUGUUUUUAUCGUGGGUGGUGCAACAUACGAGGAAGCGAAGAUGAUUGCAGGUAUUAACGCAACGACGCCAGGUGUGCGCGUGGUUCUGGGCGGCACUUCGAUCCAGAAUGCUGCAAGUUUCUUCGAGGAAGUCAACGACGCAGUCACCUCCUGGCCCAUGGCGACCAGCCGCAGAUGA
This is a messenger RNA of Pochonia chlamydosporia 170, 1737 nucleotides long. Its product is annotated as vacuolar protein sorting-associated protein 45. The transcript has 2 exons. Gene Ontology annotation, cellular component: Golgi membrane. The record is from RefSeq and is a predicted model, not a curated record. NCBI's taxonomy places the organism in Eukaryota, Fungi, Ascomycota, Sordariomycetes, Hypocreales, Clavicipitaceae. Gene Ontology annotation, biological process: vesicle-mediated transport; intracellular protein transport. The coding region runs from base 1 to 1737 and encodes 578 amino acids.